Linum tenue is the source of this 643-nucleotide messenger RNA. The record is from the annotation of a GenBank genome assembly. Lineage: Eukaryota; Viridiplantae; Streptophyta; Magnoliopsida; Malpighiales; Linaceae.
UCUAACGAUGCUAACCCUCUGAUCUCCUCCUUUUUUCUCUCAGAAACAAAGGAAGAAACCAGAUCUGGUCUUCCACACUCCUUCUCUUUCUAUCUGUGGCGGCAAAGGUCAAAAUACACCGAUAUCUUCAGCUUCUUCUUCUACAAAAAGGCUUACUCUUUUUUCCUCGAUCCAGAUUUGCGAGACUGGCAAAAUUAUGACGGCGGCGACAAGGCCAAUCCAACGGCGACCGGCGGCGGGCAAAGCUCACGGUGGCUUCUGAGCUGGACUCAGGCUUCUUUUCGUCUACCCUUCUCCAUCGCUGACCAUCGGCAUCAGAGCCGGUCGAGCCCAAACCGACCAGAAAUUUAGAUCUAGGUCUCGGUUCAGUUUUUUUGUUUUCAUUUUUGUUGGUUUUGGUUGCAUCUAUAUCGCAUGUUUUUUUUCCCCUUUUAUGUGUGUUCGAUCCAGAGGAAGGGAGAUAGAUCUCGACGACGGCGAGGAAUGAAGCAUCGCCGAAUCACCCCAAACUGUCCAAAAAGACAUAGAUCUGAGUAGAAGAGAGAUAGAUGUGGUCGGCGAGUGAUUAGCCACCGUCAGAGACUCAGACAACAAGGAAACCGAUGACCUCGUACUGACCUGGGAUGUUAGUUUUAGACUCGUC